Messenger RNA from Lepisosteus oculatus (spotted gar), 4853 nucleotides. It is a transcript of the gene gemin4, whose product is annotated as gem (nuclear organelle) associated protein 4. Gene Ontology annotation, cellular component: SMN complex. The record is from RefSeq and is a predicted model, not a curated record. Gene Ontology annotation, biological process: rRNA processing; spliceosomal snRNP assembly. NCBI's taxonomy places the organism in Eukaryota, Metazoa, Chordata, Actinopteri, Semionotiformes, Lepisosteidae.
GUGUGAGUGUGUGUAUGUGUGUGAGUGAGUGUGUGUGUGAGUGAGUGUGUGCACGCAGAUCGCCAGAGACAGCAGCUCACAGGAGAAGCGAGACGGGUCCCUGUAGACGAAUCCACAGCUCAUUGGCAGGAUUCACGGAUGAUAACUACUGCAACACACGCAGAGGAACAGCGUGUGAUUUUAUUUUCUGAGGUCGACCUCUGACUCCUGGCGGGGACUCUUCCGCAGAGCUCGGAGUAACCACGGUCGGGUUUCGCUGCAGCAGUGCACAACGCUAGCUUCGGAAUUAUGCGGAAUUAGAUUUCCACAAAACGCAAGGUAUACAGUACCUGCCGUGUACGUUUUAAGUAAAGGAAGUUCAAGUUCACAUUUAUUUAUCAUUCCAGCCAUAUACAAGUAUACAGUGGAACGAAAUAUCGUUCUUCCUGGUCCACGGUGCAAAUACAGGCAGGACACUGACAGUGGACACCCACUGGAAUGAAGUCAAAUCGGGCACGAGUCCAGAUUCCUUCUCAUAUCAAGCAGGAUUCUGAUCGGUGAAAUCCGGCAGUGUCUGAAAGCGCGGACCAAUCAACAAACCGCAGUCCUGCAGAGUCUCAGCUGUUGGCAGGCGAAGCGGGGGACAGCCGUAUUUCAUCUUUCAAAACUCGCCCGUCCAGAGCUUUUAUUUACAGCUUUCCUCGUUCCUGCAUCUGUGCAUAAGCACCAGGGCGCCUACAGAUCCUACUGCGCACACUGCGCACAGACGCCUCGCAGCCGCGGUCGCCCGAGGGAGGGCAGCCGGGUUUAACGGGUGUCGAAACGGAUGUCAAGCUGCGGCGCUAAAGCGUUCAGGGCCCCGCGGGAGCCGGUGAUCUGGAGGAACAGACAGGUGUCGUGUCCCAGGAGAUACUGGGAUACGACGUGUGUUCCCUCUACGCUGUGUGCGUGUGUGCGUGCGCACACAGGUUAUGAAAUCGUCGCACAUAGGAAAUUGAACUGCGCACAAAAAAUGUAAUGAAAAAAAUGAUGAUAAUAAAACAAACACGGUCAUCAAUUGAAAAAUGCUAAAUUGAACACAAUAGACUGGCUGCGAGAGGCCCAACUUGGCUGUUUGCAUUAUUAUUGCUACUCGAUAAUCGAUAUUUGUGCUCGUCUCGUACCUCACCGCUCAUGCUGGCUCCACACUCAAGUCUCUAUGACUGGGUUCGAUAAAUCGCUGCCCCGGUCUUUAAGAUCUCUAUGCUUUUAUGAGAACGACUAUAUUAACGAAAAAUAAUUUCAGCUUUACAGUUUUACAUGCACUCAAUUUAGUGCGCACAGGUUUUGGCACUGGGGGAAAAAAAUUGCACAACUUGAAAUUUGUGCGCAAACGGGCCAUUAAAACUUAGAGGGACCAUUGGAUACGACACCGGGAAGAGCCGAAAAGGGACCGACCGGCCCUGUUCGUUACGGACCGCCUCCUUCCUGGUUUCAGGUGCGGGAGGAGAAAAACGGUACAAUGGGGGACGUGUGAGUGAGGACUGCUUUAAUCGGGAACAUCUGGACUCUACAAUGGAGCCUGGAAUGUGGAUCAGCUGUGAGAAGACAGCUGUUCUCCACGGAGGCUUUCUUCUGGCUGAGAAGCUGUACCGUCCCAAGGAGCUGGCCGCCUUGAAUAAGUCCGAGUGGCACAGUGUGGGGAAGCCCAUCGUUCAGGCGGUACAGGAGAUUCUCUCUGACAGCAGCCUGAGCACUCGAAAUGUCUUACACUGGGAGAAGAAGAUUAUUUGUAUUCUGUGGACCAGACUGCUUGACACGGAAAACAGUAAGAGGGAGGAACGGGACAGCGGAGAGAAUACUGACAGAAAGUGGAAGGAGGAUCCAACUUUCUCUGUGCAAAACCUCCUCCCCAGUAUAAGUCCCACGGUGCUGUUUGAGCUGGUCAAGUCCAUGGGCUGUGCGAGGGUCUUUGCGCAGUUCCUCUCGGCGUUCCCUGGGGGAGCCCUGUGCGGACAGCUGGCCGGACUUGUGGAGCACGUUCUCAUCGAGACCUCGGAGGAGGAUGUCCAGUUCCUCCUGGAGAUUUGGUGGGAGCUGUGGAAAAGCCCCGAGGAGAAGCCGGAGGACGGGAUUGUCCAGGCCUUUGCUGCUCAGGCUGCCAGCUACCUGUCCCAGCUGCCCGCCCCGUCGGCCAAGAGGUUCAAGCCUGACCCUGACGUGGCUCGCCAGUCGUGCGUGGUCUCCCUCCUGCUUGACGCCUUACGCAAAACAGCAGAGUGUUUCUCCACCUCUGACCUUUGCUGUCUCGCCCUCUCCAAUUGCUUGGACAUGCUGUACACAAGCUUCCUGCUCGACUGCCAGACCAGGCAGCCCGUGGAGGAGCACCUGCAGAGCUUGGCAAGGGCAGUCCAGCUGCGAAGGCUGUGUAGCCACAGGCAGGAGGAGAACCUGGCCGAGGACAUCAGGGAGGCACAGCGAGAAGUGGCAGCUGCUCACACACCGUCCCAGUUCAAGCCCACUGAAGUAACACUUCCGCAAGGGUUAAAAGCUCUGUUAGAACUUGUUGAGAUUUGGGGCAAGAAAGAACUGCUUACAAUCUCAGCAGACAGGCCGCCUAGCCCUGCGGCUUACAGGCUGAAGAGCUGCCUUCCACGUGUGAUCAGCUCCUUGGAAGAGCUCCCGUUGUCAGAGGAGGUGGUGACCGAAGGAGAAAGAGGGAUUGUGAGCGAACUGAGUCAUUCCCUCACAUCGGUGCGAGAGGGAAUUGCUCUUCCUGAGCUGGAGUGCGGUGGCGCUGAGCUGGCAAGGGUUGCAGCAGCAGUUAUUGAUAAUCGCCUGGGAAGGUUUCAAGAAGUGACGCACGUGUUCGCAUCCAGCCUGGUCUUCAAUGUUAAUGAGUGGACUGAGUGCUUGGAGAGGAACAAACCUGCCUUUAGAAAUGAAGAGUUAGUCUUAAAAUUGGUUUCAACACUUACUGCAAACACGGCUACAGGGACCCAAGAUGUGUCUCAGCAGAAGAGACUGAAGGGAAUUAUUCUGGACAUUUUCUCUGAGCUUCCUCUGCCUCUUAAGAAUUCGUCACUGGCAAGGGCGCUGUCUGCCUUUGGCAGGAAGGGACUGCAUGGUGUUCUGCCGAGGACUGUAAUGGAGGGCUUCAGCGAUGAGGUGAACUUGGCUUUCAACUGCAUCACUCAGAGCAAAACACCGCAGAGCCUUGACAGUGCUGUGUCUGCUGUCGCCAGGGUUGCUUUCCAGAAUCCAGAAGCGGUCUUGCAAAGGGUGUGUCAUCUCGCAGUGGUGAAUCUCGGAGCCCACAGGCUCCUGGCUGAUAUCCUGAAGAACCUGCCGGGACUGAUCUACUAUGAACCUUCUGGUCUGCAGAGCGACAGUAGUGCUGGUUGCAGUUUGCUCUGCCACUGCCUUAAGGACACAGUGUGGGGCAAACUGUCUUCAGCUAAAGAGGAGGACCAGUUCUUUCAUUUCCUUGCCUUCCUCAUGCAGCCGAGCAGCCCUGCAGGAGAUGAGCCAGAGAGCAGACUCUGUUUUCUUCAGCCUGGGGAGGUCACCAGGACAUUCGUCUUGCCCCAUCUGAUGGACAGCAAUUGCAACCUAGAGCUAUGUCUGCGAGUGCUCCAGCAGGCUCUCCAGCACAGAGGCCCGCAGGCUUCUGGACACUGGGUAAUGUCCUGUCCUCCCUUUCCUCUCCUCUUCUCCCUUUGCCAGCUCUUACACAACUCCUUCAGGUGCUGGCAGGAUCCUGUGCCUCAUGAUGUCAGUGUUUCCUUGGAGGCUAAGGAGCUCUUGACCAACAUCCUGGCUGUCAUGUGCGAUGUAGUAGGCAAAGAGGUGGCAGCUGACCCCAGCACCUGGUCCAGAGCUCUUUACUGGCUCUACAACAAAGUGGAGGCUCUGGAUUGGACUGUGCGCUUUCAGCUAAAAGGAGUGUGGAGGGAACACUUCAAAAAUGAGGUGCCCUUGUCAAUGAUGGAAGUGUGCAGUUUGUCAGAAGACAAGUGGGCCGGACUGGAUCUGCCCAUGUAUGGGCUGGGUACUGGGCUUCUGGCCUGGAUGGAGUGUUGCUGUCUUUCUGCUGAUGUCCAGACCCACAUGCUGGAAAACCUCAUGGUCGACAUGAAAAAUGCAGAGGAGGUCAACAUGUUUAGCAAGGGCUUCAUGGUGGCUCUCAUCCAGGUCCUGCCCUGGUGCACGUCCACAGAGUGGGGGAGAGUUAUGGAAGUGGCACGGCAUCUUCUCCAAACCAGGUGCCUCCAUGUGCCAUACUCCCUGGAGUACGUCGAGUUCAUGCCACUGCUGAACUUGCGGCACUUCUCCGGCGACCUCCAGCUCUCCAUGUUGCUGCUGAGAGCCUUCCAGCUGCUGUGCGGCUCCAGCUGCUCGGACUGGCUGCCUCAGAAGGGCUGGCUGCACGUGGGACGGCUGUAUGCUGGCACCAUGAGGGGCAUCCUCGAGUCUGUGACGGGGAAGCUUCUCCCAUCGGGCCAGUCCGAGGCGCCAGCCAGCGACUCCUCGCACGGCAGCCAGGAAGUGGUGUUCGUGUUUGUGCAGCUCUUUUGCCACCUGCUGCACGUGGCAGUGAUGAUGCCCGCGCACACCUACGAGCCCCUCUACCUGGCCGUACUGGAGAUCCUUACCCAGUACGAAGCGGUUUUAAAAGAGCACCCUGCGUCCUUUGGCGCGCUCUACAGGGACAACACCAAGCACUUCCUGCACUCCAUCGCCCAGAACCUGCCCGACCAGGAGCUGCGCUCCACUGUGCAGCAGAAAAUCUCCAGGCUCUGAACACGCUCUUACCUCAUUCUGGGUGUUUUAGAGCCCAUUAGCUGUUGCAAGAAUAAAAAAUGCUUACCAAAAUAAAGGCUGUUUUCAAUAAA